Daucus carota subsp. sativus is the source of this 1493-nucleotide messenger RNA. Its product is annotated as peroxidase 40. Bases 275 to 1300 code for a protein of 341 amino acids. Lineage: Eukaryota; Viridiplantae; Streptophyta; Magnoliopsida; Apiales; Apiaceae. The transcript is spliced from 4 exons. Gene Ontology annotation, molecular function: heme binding; peroxidase activity. Gene Ontology annotation, biological process: response to oxidative stress; hydrogen peroxide catabolic process. The record is from RefSeq and is a predicted model, not a curated record.
GAAGUAUUUACAGUUACAUUUGCAGAAGGCAGGUAAAUGCACAUGGCAUUUGGUAAAAUUGUUGGAGCCUGCAUGUCAUGUAUUUUGUUUUACAACUGACUGACUUAUUCUAAGCCAUGAAUAGUUCUUCUAUUAACCACUCCUUUUGGUACAUUUGCAGACCCCAUCUUUCUCUGAACUACCCAGAAUCUUGUUCUCUAUAUAAGAUUGUACACAGAUGUUUUAUUACAAUACACUUGUAGACUUGUAGUUUUGUUAAAGAAGCUGUCACAAUAUGGCCAUGCAUUUGAACAUAUAUUUAUUCAUGAUCUUGAUGAACUUCUCACUGGCAUUUGCUACUAGAAACUUGACCAACUUAUCUAAUGAAGCUUGUGUUGGUGAUGUCAGUAUCGGAUUAAGCUUCGGGGGGUACCAAGAGAUUUGCCCCGAGGCUGAAGCCAUUGUCUAUUCGUGGGUUGACAAGGCAGUGGCUGAUGACCCUCGAAUGGCAGCUUCUUUGCUUCGUCUGCAUUUUCAUGACUGCAUUGUUAAUGGAUGUGAUGCAUCCGUGCUAUUGGACGACACUCCUAACUUUGUUGGAGAAAAGACUGCAGCACCAAAUGCGAACUCAUUAAGAGGAUUUGAGCUAAUUGACGCGAUAAAAUCUGAUAUAGAAUCACUGUGCCCCGGAGUUGUUUCCUGUGCUGACAUUCUUACAAUUGCAGCCAGAGACUCGGUUAUUCUGUCUGGAGGGCCUGGUUGGCAAGUUGAGACUGGUAGAAAGGACAGCAGAACUGCUAGCAAAACUGCAGCAAACAACGACAUUCCAGCCCCAACUUCCGAUGUUCAGACACUUGUGUCCAAGUUUCAAGCUGCUGGGCUUGACCUUAACGACGUCGUCACCCUUUCUGGAGCACACACCAUGGGUAAAGCUAGGUGCACAACAUUUAUCUCAAGGCUAAAUGGGAGUGCUGAUAUAUCAAGUGGAAUCGGUCCAGAUGUUAAUCUGGACUUCAUUUCAUCACUCCAGCAAUUGUGCUUGGCAGCCGACGCAAAUGCAGCUUUAGCGCAGCUUGACCUCGUCACGCCAUCAACAUUCGACAAUCAGUACUACGUUAAUUUGAUUUCUGGGGAAGGUUUGCUUACGUCGGACCAAGUGCUGGUGACGGGAGAUGAGCAGACACGUGAACUAGUCAGGUUAUAUGCGGAAGAUCAAGAAAUAUUUUUUGAGGAAUUUAGGAGAUCGAUGAUAAGAAUGGGAAGGCUACAACCAGCUGGUACUGAUGGUGAAAUUCGCAAAAACUGCAGGGCAGUUAACUAAUUGAACCGAUUAACUAGUCAUGUUUAGCAAAAUGGCGUUAGAUGAAGGUUUCAUAAUGACUCAGUGAUGAUAUUAUUUAGCCAGCCAGGUAGUGUGCCGUUAUGCUUCAUCUCAGGCCCGUCGACAACUAUUUAGAUUAGUAUGUUGUACUAUAUUUGAAUAAUGCGAAUUUUACUAGACUAUUUCCCUGUAA